Messenger RNA from Purpureocillium lilacinum, 975 nucleotides. NCBI's taxonomy places the organism in Eukaryota, Fungi, Ascomycota, Sordariomycetes, Hypocreales, Ophiocordycipitaceae. The record is from RefSeq and is a predicted model, not a curated record.
AUGCGUUAUGCUCCAGCGUCAUUGUCAUUUUGUCAUGGAGCUACGGGGCCGGUGCCAUUCGUGACUCGUGAUGGGUCUGUAGAGGGCAAUGCUGCAAUCAUGUACGAAGAUAGCCUGCGAUGCUACGGGUCGGGGGGACGGGCGACGAUGCGAUGCGCAGCUACGACGGCGAUGCAGUCACCCAGCACAGGACGUCAUGGACGAUACGCGAGCACGUUUGAUGAGUAUUUCGAGGCGAGGUAUUUUUACACGCUGAGCCACCGCUGCCACCGUUUGCAUCGCGGCGCCUCCUCCAUCCUCCAUGUAGGUACGGGCCCCCGUAGCGCGUGCGGUGUGGGUAGGCAGUGGCAUCGUGGGCACUGUAGGUAUGCGGCGUGCCAGCCCAGCAGCAGCCAAGCACGCAGGCAAGGCAAGGUAGCCUAUGCUGCUGCCGCUGGUGCUGCUGCCCAGGCGGGGCGCCGGGGGUGGGCUGCCUUAGCGCUUCCCAAGGCUGUGGCACCUGGGCUGAUGGCGGAUGACAGCACGCUGAUGGAUGCUGAUGAUGCUGAUGGCCCCCGGUUCCUACCUACCUACCCACCAGCCGCCUGGGCACCUGGGGUUGGCGCUCGCUCACCUCACAUUCCCGCGCUGAAGCGAAACCACCGCCGUAGUGUACGAAGCGAGUCCCCGGUGGCUGGGGCCUGGAGCCCUGGACGCGAAACCCAAACCCCCAGGGCGCCCAGUCAGACCGGCGGGCGAGCACCCUCCCCAGGAGCCGUCGUCAUCCCUCGCGGCAGGCAGUUUUUCGUUUCUCCUCCUCCUUCUGUACUGCUUCUGCGUCCCCUACUGCCGUGGGCGCGGGCUGCGAAUGAAAACCACCAGCCAUGUGGUCUCGUGCCAGGGCCACAAAGGGGGGCGCCUCCGGGGUUAGGGGGAGGGAGGGGGUGGUGGAAUCUCCGUGUCCGUGGAACAGUUUUUUCUUCCCUAUGGAUGUAG